Molecule: messenger RNA, 994 nt
Organism: Toxorhynchites rutilus septentrionalis
Lineage: Eukaryota; Metazoa; Arthropoda; Insecta; Diptera; Culicidae
Gene: Orc6
Product: origin recognition complex subunit 6
Exons: 2
Coding region: 115-885 (256 amino acids)
Biological process (GO): DNA replication; DNA replication initiation
Cellular component (GO): nuclear origin of replication recognition complex
Molecular function (GO): DNA binding
Source: RefSeq, a predicted model, not a curated record
UUGGCAUAAUUUAGCGCGCGAAAAUCAAUGUCUGCAAAAAAACAAGAACAGAAUCACAACUUUCUAGUUAUAUUCUGGUUUGGAAUUAAAUAAUUUCUAAAUCGACUGUUUAAAAUGGCAAAUAUAGAAAAUAAGCUGUUAAUUCAGAUGAUCCUUAAGUUGGGGCUUACCGAACAUGAGCAACUCGAGCCAAAAUCGACUGAAUUGCUUCGACUGCUACAGCUGAAAUCUGCUGGUGGAGUGGCAAAUCUGGGAGAUUACGCAAAAGCCACUAUAUGCAUUGAUCUAGCUACUGGUCUAUUGGGACUACCAUUCCAUAACGAGACGGCACUUAAAUUAUCUGGACUGAAGAAGAGUGCGUAUGCGAACAGCAAACGGACGUUGGAAAAGAUCUUGGAUAUUAACAAAAUUAUCGGCAUAAACGAAAUAUGUAUUCAACUAGGGCUGAAUCAGGUUCAGGAGGAAGCAACAAAGCUGCUGGACAGCUAUAAGCGGUUUACGGGCAAUGGGAACGUGGAAGUCGAUUUUGCACAUCCACAAUACGCUACGAUGGCGGUAUUCCAGGCAUGCAAGCGACAGAAAGUUAAACCACCCAAAGCCAAAUUGGUGUCAUACAGCCACCUGAAACCUGCUCAGUGGACCUUGUUGGAGAAAAACUGGGAAAAGUUCCUAUCAAGUGCGGCAGAUCUAAGUGCAGCUUCCAAAUCGAAGGAUAACAAAGCGAUUGAAGCAGAUAAUCCAACAGAGGAGAGGUUGAUAGUGGAUGAACGAGUCAGCGGACACAAACAUAGCUCACCGGAAAAGAUAGAACCGUAUGUGAACUGGAAGAAACGGAUGUUGGAAAAGGCAUACCGCGAGUUGAGGGCUCUGCAGCAGGAACGUUAGUUGAUAAGCUAUCUUUUAUUUUAUAAGUACAAGAACUUAAUUAUGUUUUGUUAUUCAUCAUUCCUUGUUCAUAAUAAUUUUUAAACUGUAAUAUACUUAUUCAAAAUUA